CUCCGGGACCGGGACUCCGCCUCCGCGCUGAGGAGCCGCCGCGAGCGGGUGGGCAUGGGGCUGCCCCCGCACUGAGCCCCCCGGCCAUGGCAGCCCCCCGGGCCCCCCAGGCGCUGCUGGCGCUGGUGCUGGCGCUGAGCAGGGUGCAUGGGGCCGGCGCCGGCGACUGCAAGGGGCAGCGGCGGGUGCUGCGCGGCCUCACCGGCUAUGUCAGCGACGGCCCCGGCAACUACUCCGUCAACGGCAACUGCGAGUGGCUCAUCGAAGCGCCCAGCCCGCGGCACCGCGUGCUCCUCACGUUCACCUUCAUGGACACGGAGUGCACCUAUGACUACCUCUUCGUCUACGACGGGGACUCCCCCCGCAGUCCCCUGCUCGCCAGCCUCAGUGGCAGCACCCUCCCCGCCCCCCUCGAGGCCACCUCGGGCAAGAUGCUGCUGCACCUCUUCAGCGACGCCAACUACAACCUGCUGGGCUUCAACGCGACCUACAGCGUCUCACUGUGCCCACGGGGCUGCUCAGGGCGGGGGGCCUGUGACCCCCAGGGCCACUGCUCCUGCCAGCCUGGCUGGGGGGGGCCUGCCUGCGCCCAGCCCCACUGCACAACCUAUUGCCAGGCCCAUGGCACCUGCAACCAGGCCACGGGGCGCUGUGAGUGCCAGCCCGGCUUCGUGGGCCAGGCCUGCGACCUGGCACUGGGCGAGAACCAGGGCGGCGGGCGCUGGUACAACGUCAGUGACGGGGACCCCAGCUUCCGCCCCCGUGCUGCUGCCGCCGGAGCUUUCCUGCCCCACAGCGGAGCUCUCUACAUCUUCGGGGGGCUGGACCUCAACACGGCGCUGGGUGACCUCGUUGUCUACAACUUCAGCACCAACCUCUGGGCCCGGCUGGAGCUGAGCCCCUGCCCGGCGCCGCGGCACUCGCACGUGGCCGUACGCUGGCGCGAUGCCCUGGUGCUCAGCGGCGGCGAGCUGCCCGACGGGGCACUGGCCCGCGAUGUCUGGCUCUUCGCCCCCAGCCCGGGGCGCUGGCGGGAGCUGGAGCCCCCCAACGGCACCGGCGCUGGGGCCCGGCCUCCCGGGCUGGCUGCCCACGCCGCCGCCAUCGUUGACGACUGGCUCUAUGUCUUCGGAGGCCGCACGGCGGAGGACGUCUUCUCCUCGCAGCUCUUCCGCUUCAACCUGGAGACGUGGCGGUGGGAGGUGGUGGUGCCCUGGGGGGGGAAGCCCCCCGCGGCCGCUGGCCACUCCAUGGUCUUUCACGCCCCAUCCCGCACCCUCGUGGUCUAUGGGGGGCACCGGCCCUCCACGGCACGGUUCAGCAUGCGGGUGAACACCACCGACCUCUUCCACGUGGACCUGCACCACUGGACCACGCUGCGGGCCCGGGACGGCGCACGGGGCCCGCGGGAGCGCGCCUUCCACAGCGCCACCAUCGUUGGGGACUACAUGGUGGUCUAUGGAGGGAACGUGCACAUCCACUACCACGAGGAGAAGUGCUAUGAGGACGAGAUCUUCUUCUACCACCUUGGCUGCCACCAGUGGGUACCCAGCGCCGAGCUGGCCCAUGGGCUGCCCCACGAGCGGGGGUCCCGGGGUUCCCCGGGGCAGGGCCGCUACGCCCACGUGGCUGCGGUGCUGCAGGGCAGCGUGCUGCUGGUGGCCGGCGGCUUCAGUGGGGCCCCCCGCGCCAACCUCCUCGCCUACAAGGUGCCGGCCUUCGUCUUCCAGGUGCCGGCCCAGAACUACCACCUUGACUACUGCUCGCUCUACGCCGAGAAGGGCACCUGCACCAAGGACCCGCAGUGCGCCUGGUGCCUGGGCAGGUGCCAGAGCCCCGCGCCCCACAGCAGCUGCCCCAGCAGCAGCUGCCUGGGCCUGGCCCGUCUCCUGGUGGACUGUGAGUCGUGCCUGGCGUUCGGGGGGGCGGCAGGGGGCUCCCCCCGUGCCCCCAGCCCCUUUGGCUGGUGUGUGCAGAAUGACACCUGCGUGCCUGUGGCUGAGCAGAGCCGCUGCCGCGUGGGGCAGAUUUCGGGCACCUACGGUUGGUGGGGGCCGCGGCCCAUCUUCCUGACGGCCCUGGAGCACUGCCGCACUGCCAACUUCCUGCCCGGCCUCCACCUCGUCACCUACCAGCAGCCCCGCAACGACUCCCAGCCCGACAAGGUGUCCAUCGUGCGCAGCACCACCAUCACGCUGAGCCCCAGCGCAGAGACCGACGUCUCCCUUGUCUACCGGGGCUUCAUCUACCCGCUGCUGGGGCCCCCCCCGGCCGCUGGCCCCGGCCCCAGCAUCUGGGCCCGCAUCCAGCGCCUCUACGUCGUCGCCCGCCUCGGCCGCCACCCCAACUCCCCUGAGCUGGAGGAGGUGGGACGCUGGGCCGUGCAGCAAGAGCGGGAGACGCGGCCCCUGCAGCGCCCGCGCCCCGAGCGGCUCUUCGCAGCCCCUGAGCGGGGCAACAAGUACGCAGUGCAGGUGGAGGGGCACUUCAACAGCUCCGGCAGCGGGCAGAGCAGCGAGCUCACCCUCAUCUGGGACCGCACCGGCGUGCCAGGGGGCAGUGAGAUCUCCUUCUUCUUCCUGGAGCCGUUCCGGUCGUCGCCGAGCCGCUGCCCCUCGUACCCAUCAUGCCUGGCCUGCCUGGCCGACCAGGGCUGCGGCUGGUGCCCGCCCAGCGCCUCCUGCCACGGGCGCCUGCCGCCACCGGGGCGCCCGGGGCCCUGCGCCGCCGGCACCCACCGCCUCGUGCUCUCACCCGCCAACUGCGUCCUCUGCGAUGACUACCGCGACUGCCAUGCCUGCGCCGCCGACCCAUUCUGCGAGUGGCAGGUGAACACCAGCAAGAAGGGAGACUUCGUAUGCAGCCGCCGGGGCCGGCAGCCGGGGGCCGUCCGCACCCCCCAGCACUGCCCCAGCCUCUGCAACCAGCGCCGGUCCUGCUCCGAGUGCCUCUCCAACUCGAGCCAGUGCGCCUGGUGCCAGUCCACCCGUAGCUGCUUCUUCUUUGCUGCCUACCUGGCCAAGUACCCGUACGGGGACUGCAGGGGCUGGUACGACAGCGUCCACUCAGUGCCCCAGUGCCUGGACUGCUCCCGUUUCAACACGUGCCGCGAGUGUCUGCAGAACUUCGAGUGCGGCUGGUGCGGCAACGCCGACAACCCCAUGCUGGGCAGGUGCCUGGAAGGGGACUUCUCGGGGCUGAGCGGCUACGCCAACUGCUCGGCGGCACUGGGGGAGGCGCCCGGGGGGCAGCCGGCGCUGUGGGCCUACGCGCAGUGCCCCGACGUGGACGAGUGCCGCCUGGGCAUGGCCGCCUGCCACCCCUUCGCUGCCUGCCACAACACGCCGCAGGCCUUUGAGUGCCGCUGCCGCCGGGGCUACGCUGGUGACGGCGUCACCCAUUGCAACCGCACGUGCUACGAGGACUGUGGCCAUGGCUACUGCAGCGGGGCCCCCAACUACACCUGCAUGUGCCACCUGGGCUGGACCUCGGCGCCAGCCAAUGCCUCCGGGGCCGGCAGCGGGGCCGCCCUGUGCUCCGUGGACUGCGGCUGCAACUUCCACAGCAGCUGCGAGACGGCGGGACCCGGCGUCUGUGACAGCUGCCAGAACUGGACGCAUGGGGAGCGCUGCGAGCUGUGCCGCCCCGGCAGCUUCGGUGACGCCACGCAGCCCGGCGGGUGCCGUGAGUGCCGCUGCCACGGCCACGGGCUGCCCCAGCGCGGCUACUGCCACGGGGCCACCGGCGCCUGCUACUGUGCCCCCCCCACCGAGGGGCCCCACUGCGAGCGCUGCGCCCCCGGAUACUAUGGGGACCCCAGGGAUGGGGGCAUCUGCUACCGGGAGUGUGGGGGCCGCUCACUGCUGGCCAACCUGUCGUCAUCAGUGGCCCUGGGCUCGCGGCGGGCUGGGGGGGGCCCGCCGGCACCGGGGGGCCUCUCCUACUGCGUGUGGGUGCUCUCAGCCACCGGCAGCCUGCAGCCGUGCCCCGCCGGGCAGCCCUGCCCCACCAUCAGCCUCACUGUGCAGCCCGACCUGCACACCCCCUGCAUGCACAGCUACGCCUACGCCUUCGACGGGGUCCCGGCCUUCCUGGACAGCGGCGUGGUGCAGGCGGACCGAACACUGCUGGGCGCCUUUUGCGGGCACGGCCGCCCCGAGCCCCUCACCGUGGAGGCCCUCUCAGGCGUGCUGGUGAUCUACUACGAGGCCAACGGCAGUGAGCCCACAGGCUUCAACGCCACGGUGGCAGUGCGGAGCUGUGGGGCCGGCUGCCUCCCAGGCCAGGAAUGCCGGGGGGGCCGCUGUGCCUGCCGGGGGGGCUAUGCUGGGCCUGAGUGCCGCUGGCGCCUCUGUCCCGGCGACUGCAGCGCCCAUGCCGGCCAGGGGCACUGCAACACAAGCCUGGGCCUCUGCGUGUGCAGCAAGGGCUUCGCUGGGGCCGACUGCUCCGUCCCGCUGGCUCCCGGCAGCAUCGUCUGGGAGACCCUUAUCGACAGCCAGCUGACGGCUGACACAGCCAGCCGCUUCCUGCACCGCCUGGGCCACACCAUGGUGGAGGGGCCCGACGCCACGCUCUGGAUGUUCGGGGGCUUGUCGCUGCGCCAGGGGCUGCUGGGCAACGUCUACCGGUACUCGAUCCCGGAGCGGCGCUGGACCCAGAUGCUGGCGGGGACGGAGGACGGGGGCCCUGGCCCCACGCCCCGCUACUUCCACGCCGCUGCCUACCUGCCCUCCCGCAAGGCCAUGGUGGUGCUGGGGGGACUGACGGCCGGCGGCGUGGCCAGCGACGCCUGGGUGCUCAACCUCACCACACUGCAGUGGCGGCAGGAGCAGGACCAGCUACUGCCCGCGGUGGCCGGCCACACGCUGACCCCCCGGCGCGGGACCUCGCUGCUCCUCAUCGGCGGUUACUCGCCUGAAAAUGGCUUCAACAAGAAACUGCUUGAAUACCGGGUUGACUCGGAGACCUGGGAGGCUGGGCAGCAGGCCGGGACCCCCCCCACAGGUCUCUAUGGCCACUCAGCCGUGUACCACGAGGACACAGAUGCCAUCUACGUGUUCGGGGGGCACCGCUUCCAUGUGGAGACGGUCUCGGCCUCCCCCGAGCUCUACAGCCUCUACUACCCCAACCUCACCUGGAGCCUGCUCGCCCCCUCCCAGGGCCACAAGCCCCAGCCCCACUUCUUCCACGCGGCGGCGGUGCUGGGGGACGUGAUGGUGGUGAUCGGGGGCCGCACGGACACCCGCGACUUCAGCAACCACCUGCUGCUCUACCAGCUGCGCUGCAAUGCCUGGCUGCUGCCCCCCCACACUGGCCCCGUGGUGGUGGGUGAGCCCAUGAACGGGUCGCUGGGCCACGCGGCGGCGGUGGCCGGCAACCGCGUCUACGUCUCCGGGGGCUUUGCCGGGGUGGCCCUGGGGCGGCUGGCGGCCCUGGAGCUGCCCCCAGACCCCUGUCUGGUGCUGCACGGCCCCGACGCCUGCAACCGCUCUGACGCCGGCUGCACCUGGUGCCGGGGGGGCUGCAUCUCCGCUGACGCUGCCCAGAGGCUGGGCUGCGCCCCAGGGCCAGCCGCGUGCUCCCCGACGCCCCGCUCGCCCGAGGACUGCCGGCGCCUGCGGACCUGCAGCGAGUGCCUGGCCCAGCACCCGCAGGCCCUGCGGCACGGCGCCCCGGCCCUGCCCCAGUGCAAGUGGUGCACGAACUGCCCCGAGGGCGCCUGCAUCGGCAGCACCGGCAGCUGCACCUCGGAGAACGACUGCCGCAUCAACCAGCGGGAGAUCUUUGCAGCCAGCAACUGCUCCGAGGUGUCGUGCGAGGCCUCCGACUGCAGCAAGUGCACUGCCUCCGGCAAGUGCAUGUGGACCCGGCAGUUCAAGCGCACUGGCGAGACGCGGCGCAUCCUCAGCGUGCAGCCCACCUACGACUGGACUUGCUUCAGCCACUCGCUGCUGAACGUGUCGCCGAUGCCGGUGGAGUCGUCGCCGCCGCUGGCCUGCCCCACGCCGUGCCACAACCACAGCUCCUGCCAGCUCUGCCUGGGCUCCAAGGGGGCUGACGGCGGCUGGCAGCACUGCGUCUGGAGCGUCAGCCUGCAGCAGUGCAUGAGCCCUAGCUUCGUGCCGCUGCGCUGUGCGGCCGGGGCCUGUGGGCGGCUGCUGCGCGGCGCCGAGAGCUGCAGCCCCGGCUGCGCGGGGGCCCCGCAAUGCGCCCACUGCCUGCGCCGGCCCCGCUGCGGCUGGUGCGCCCGCCGUGGCCACAACGGCAGCGGCCGCUGCCUCGAGGGGGGACUCCGCGGCCCCCGCCACGGCCUGGCACAGUCGUGCGGGGCGGACGCCGAGUGGGCUUUUCUGGCAUGCCCCCCUGAGAACGAGUGCCUCAACGGGCACCACGACUGCAACGAGACGCAGAACUGCAGUGACCUGCCGCACGGCUACCGCUGCACCUGCAAGAGCGGCUACACUCUGGACAACGGCACGGGGCUGUGCCGGCCGGUGUGUGAGCAGGGCUGUGUCAAUGGCACCUGUGUGGAGCCCAACCGCUGCCGCUGCCACUUCGGCUACGUGGGGCCCAACUGCUCGGUGGAGUGCCAGUGCAACAAGCACAGCGAGUGCCUGGGCGUGGGUGCCCAGGACCACUGCCUGCAGUGCUUCAACAACACCAAGGGGCCACAUUGCGAGAAGUGCCGGCCGCUCUUCGUGGGCUCGGCGCUGGACGGCGGCGCCUGCCGGCCCUGCCGCAGCUUCUGCCGCGACAACGCCGCCGUCUGCCUCGCACGCGACGAGUACGAGCGGGCCCGGCGCGACCCUGCGCGCUUCCCCCUGGAGCCCGCCCUGAUCCCGAGCUGGGUGUCGGAGGGGCCGAGCGAGGAGGCCGCCGUCUGCGUCAACUGCCAGAACAACAGCUUCGGCGAGCGCUGCGACGGCUGCCUGCACGGCUACUUCCUGCUCGAGGGCCGCUGCACCAGGUGCCAGUGCAAUGGGCAUGCAGACACGUGCAAUGAGCUGGAUGGCACCGGCUGCCCAUGCCAGAACAACACGGAGACAGGCAGCUGCCAGAACAACGCGCAGCUCGACAAGAAGGACUGCUACAAGCAGCAGUGCGCCAAGUGCCGCGACUCCUUCCACGGGCACCCGGUGGGUGGGCAGCAGUGCUACCGGCUCAUCGCAGUGGAGCAGGAAUACUGCCUGGACCCCACGUCGCAGAGCAACUGCUUCCACCAGCCGCAGCUGCAGCACCUGGGCCUGGGCCGCACUGUCCUCUUCGGCGUCCAGCCCAAGUUCACCAACGUCGACAUCCGCAUCACACUGGAUGUCACCUUCGGCGGCGUCGACCUCUUCGUCUCCACUGCCUACGACACGUUUGCCGUGGACGUGGACCCAGCCACGGGGCGCCACACGGUGCGGCUGCAGCCGGCAGCGGCAGGCGCCAACGGCACGCGGCUGCGGGAGGAAUGGGCCCGGGGGCUGGUGACCUACGUGACGGUGCGGGAGGCGGCGGCGGCGCUGGUGGUGCGCGGUGUGCGCGACCGCCUGGUGCUCACCUACCCACACGAGCUGCACGCCCUCAAGUCGAGCCGCUUCUACCUGCUGCUGCUGGGGGUGGGCGCCGGCGACAACGCCAGUGCCUCGCAGGGGCUGCUCUUCUUCCGCCAGGACCAGGCGCACAUCGACCUCUUCGUCUUCUUCUCCGUCUUCUUCUCCUGCUUCUUCCUCUUCCUCUCGCUCUGCGUGCUGCUCUGGAAGGCCAAGCAGUUCCUCGACGCCCGCCACGAGCAGCGCCGGCACCUGCAGGAGAUGACCAAGAUGGCCAGCCGCCCCUUCGCCAAGGUGACCGUGUGCUUUGAGGGGCUGCCGGCGGGGGGGCCACCGGCGGCGGGGCCGCGGGGCCGCCGGGCACCUGCCGAGGCGCUCCGCUCCCGGCGCCCAGAGCCACCUGCCUUCCGCCUGGGGCCAGUGACGCUGGAGCCCACAGAGGAUGGGCUGGCUGGGGUGGCUACGCUGCUGCUGCAGCUGCCGGGGGGACCGCGGGGCCCCCACCGCGCCGCACUGGGCUCAGCCCUCGUGGCCCUGCGCCACAACCUGCAGGACUACUGGGGGGGUGGCGGGGGGGGCAGUGGCACCGGGGGGGCGGCACCGCGCAAGCCGGGGGCGCCGGGCCACGACCUCACCUCCAUGUCGCUCUGA
This is a messenger RNA of Rhea pennata, 8189 nucleotides long. RefSeq names its product multiple EGF like domains 8 (gene MEGF8). The record is from RefSeq and is a predicted model, not a curated record. The transcript has 43 exons. Bases 87 to 8189 code for a protein of 2700 amino acids. Gene Ontology annotation, molecular function: calcium ion binding; protein binding. NCBI's taxonomy places the organism in Eukaryota, Metazoa, Chordata, Aves, Rheiformes, Rheidae.